CUCGUGCGCCCUCUUUGAUUUUGCGUUGGAAUUUAGAUUGUUUGAGUUACGGUGCCGCGUGACGUCAUAGUUAGAUAAAGAUGGAACAUUUAUACGUUUGAGCCGAAAUCUACCUUAUAUUUAAAAAGCAGUGCUCAUAGCGAAAAACUUUGAACAUUACACAAUUUUGAAAAAAACUGACGAUGGACAAUCCAGAUUCGCCCGAUUCGCUGGCUAGUGAUCAACUUACCGUCGAUUUGCUCAGUCCACGUUCGAAGCGUCGCCGGAUAGUUAUUAACGAAGUUAGUGAUAAUAGGGACAUUGAUAAUGACACUCCGGACGCUAAAAAUAAUAACAACGAUGUAGGUUUCGUUCUCAUGGAAGACGACCACCAGGAAAAUGGCACCGAAGAUGAUGAUGAUGAUCGUCUGACAGCUAGUGGCCACGGCUCUCUAGCGUUAAGCGGCAGCUCUCCAGGUUACGGCGCUGGGGCGUCCGGGGCAGGUCGGGGGGCGGCUGGGGGCCUUCAUCACGCCGCCGCCGCAGCCGCCAUGCAACACCAACUGCCCCAACCAGACUUCCAGCCGCCCUACUUUCCGCCACCUUUUCAUCACGCUCCUAGUCCCCCGCCGCAGCAACAUUUGGAGUACCUGACAGACCCUUACGGUGGAUUAUCAGGAUUGCACCACUACAAUCAGUUAGGUUUGAGGCCUAGGGAAGGUGAUCCGAACCAUUCGCAUGUGGGACAACUGGGCCACGGUGCAAGCUUCCCUUACAGUGCCCCUGGAGGUGGUAGACCUGAUUAUUCAGUCGCACCUCAAAGGCACGACGACCCGCUCUCCUUGCAUCAAGCGUUAGGUCAGGCCGUGGAGGACGCACAAGGAGGCAUAGAUGACAAUACAGGGUUUAUAACCGAUCUUCCUUUACUUAAGGGGAUGAAAGGAGGCAAAGAUCAUUCAGGAGUAGGUUCCAUGGUCUCGCCUAGUGACGUAUUCUGUUCGGUUCCCGGCAGACUCUCCCUCUUAUCGUCGACUUCCAAAUACAAAGUAACAGUGGGUGAAGUGCAAAGGAGACUAUCGCCUCCGGAAUGCCUCAACGCGUCUCUCUUAGGCGGCGUGCUGAGGAGAGCGAAAAGCAAAAAUGGAGGAAGGAUUCUCAGGGAAAAAUUAGAAAAGAUUGGCCUUAAUUUGCCCGCCGGUAGAAGGAAAGCGGCAAACGUAACUUUGCUGACAUCAUUAGUAGAAGGGGAAGCUAUUCACUUGGCUAGAGAUUUCGGUUACGUCUGCGAAACGGAAUUCCCCGCACGUCAGGUCGCCGAAUAUCUUCUUCGUCAGCAUGGAGAGACUCCAAGACGAAAAGAACUCCUUCAGGCAACGAAGCAAAUCACUAAAGAGCUUAUGGAUCUGCUCAACCAGGACAGAUCGCCUUUGUGCAAUACCAGGCCCCAAAUACUUCUCGAUCCUUCUAUUCAGAGACAUUUAACGCAUUUCUCUUUAAUAAGUCACGGUUUCGGAAGCCCAGCCAUAGUCGCAGCUUUAACCGCGAUUCAGAACUUUUUAAGCGAAUCGUUAAAACACCUGGAUAAAGUAUUUCCUAACCAAAAUACUCAACAAGGACAGGGUAUGUUAGUAACGUCAUCUCUUGAUAAAGGGAAGCUUGACGACAAAAAGUGACUAUGCUGUAAAAGUUUGUGUUGUGAUCUGAGGUGCCAUUCGAGUUCGAAACGUAGCGAAUGCAUCUUUUAAGUUUAUUACGUUUUGCCAGACAUUGUUGACAAGUAUUAUGUAUUUUUGUUUUUUUUUUUUGUAUUUGUAUAUUGUCAAUUUUACAUGGAAUAUAUUUUUUUGAAAGUGCCAAUGCCGAUACUGUAUUAUAAGAUAAACGUGAC
Messenger RNA from Cylas formicarius (sweet potato weevil), 1867 nucleotides. RefSeq names its product transcription factor AP-2-epsilon (gene TfAP-2). Gene Ontology annotation, biological process: anatomical structure development; regulation of cell population proliferation; regulation of transcription by RNA polymerase II. The coding region runs from base 183 to 1652 and encodes 489 amino acids. The transcript is spliced from 6 exons. The record is from RefSeq and is a predicted model, not a curated record. Gene Ontology annotation, molecular function: RNA polymerase II transcription regulatory region sequence-specific DNA binding; DNA-binding transcription factor activity, RNA polymerase II-specific. NCBI's taxonomy places the organism in Eukaryota, Metazoa, Arthropoda, Insecta, Coleoptera, Brentidae. Gene Ontology annotation, cellular component: nucleus.